UGUAACCGUAUCGUACGAAUGCUAAGCACUUUAUUUAUUUUGAAUCGUGCUACUUUUUCAAAUUGUAAUUAUGUCUUCUAAUCCAGCCGGCGAAUGGUGUUUAAUUGAAAGCGAUCCGGGUGUUUUUACAGAGCUAAUAAAAGGAUUUGGUGUAAAAGGUGUGCAAGUAGAAGAACUUUACAGCUUAGAUGCAGAAAGUUUUGAAAAGAUAAAACCAGUCCAUGGUUUAAUUUUUUUGUUUAAAUGGUUCCAAGGUGAUGAACCUUCAGGAACUAUUGUCCAAGAUAGUCGCUUGGAGAAAAUAUUCUUUGCAAAACAGGUCAUCAAUAAUGCUUGUGCAACCCAAGCUAUUCUUAGUGUUCUUUUGAACUGUGCACAUGCUGAUGUUCAGUUGGGAGAAACCCUUUCUUCGUUUAAAGAUUUCUGUCAGACUUUUGAUGCAACUAUGAAAGGUCUUACACUAAGCAAUUCUGAUGUCAUUAGAGAAGUGCAUAACAGUUUUGCUCGACAACAAAUGUUUGAAUUUGAAGCUAAGCCACCAACCAAAGAUGAAGAUGUUUAUCAUUUUAUUGGCUAUGUACCCAUCGAAAACCGAUUAUAUGAGUUAGAUGGCUUAAAAGAUGGACCUAUUGAUUUAGGUCCUAUUCCUCCUAAUGGUGAUUGGAUAGAUACUGUAAGACCAGUGAUUGAAAAAAGAAUUCAGAAGUAUAACGAAGGUGAAAUCCAUUUCAAUUUGAUGGCAAUUAUUUCUGAUCGUAAAAUGAUUUAUCAGAGAAGAUUAGACGAAUUGACAAGUCAACUUAAUGCUGGUGGAAUGGAAGUUGAUGACACACAGUCAGAGAUUAGUAAACUCCAUAUGUUGUUAUCAGAAGAAGAACAAAAACAAAAGCAAUACAAAAUUGAAAACAUUCGUAGGAAACAUAACUAUCUUCCACUGAUUAUGGAGUUGUUGAAAAUACUUGCUGAAGAAGGGAGAUUGGUUCCUCUAAUUCAACAAGCAAAGCAAAAAGUUGACGAAAGGAAACGUAAAGAAAAUGAGAAGAAAGUAAAACAAGAAAAUAAAUAGUUUAAGUAGUUUUUUUUUUAA
Molecule: messenger RNA, 1087 nt
Organism: Argiope bruennichi
Lineage: Eukaryota; Metazoa; Arthropoda; Arachnida; Araneae; Araneidae
Gene: Uch-L5
Product: ubiquitin carboxyl-terminal hydrolase isozyme L5-like
Exons: 11
Coding region: 71-1066 (331 amino acids)
Biological process (GO): ubiquitin-dependent protein catabolic process; protein deubiquitination
Cellular component (GO): cytoplasm
Molecular function (GO): cysteine-type deubiquitinase activity
Source: RefSeq, a predicted model, not a curated record